Molecule: messenger RNA, 1920 nt
Organism: Suncus etruscus (white-toothed pygmy shrew)
Lineage: Eukaryota; Metazoa; Chordata; Mammalia; Eulipotyphla; Soricidae
Gene: SLC1A6
Product: solute carrier family 1 member 6
Exons: 10
Coding region: 144-1820 (558 amino acids)
Biological process (GO): L-glutamate transmembrane transport
Cellular component (GO): plasma membrane
Molecular function (GO): neutral L-amino acid transmembrane transporter activity; glutamate:sodium symporter activity; L-glutamate transmembrane transporter activity
Source: RefSeq, a predicted model, not a curated record
GUCGGGGCGCGGCGGUGCCUCUGCGACCGACCGGAGCCUGCACGGGCGCUGCGCCCUCCCCGGCCCGGAGGGUCGCCGGGCUCCGGCUCCUGACCCUGCAGGCAUCGGGCUCAGCGCGCACGCAGGCCGAGGCGCGGUAGACCAUGAGCAGCCACGGCAACAGCCUGUUUCUGCGGGAGAGCGGCCAGCGGCUGGGCGGCCCCGGCUGCCUGCGAGGACUCCAGGCCCGGCUGCAGCAGCGCGCGCUGCGCCUGCGUCUCCGCCUGCAAACCAUGACUCUCCAGCACGUCCAGCGUGUCCUGCGGCGCAACGCCUUCAUCCUGCUGACCGUGAGCGCCGUGAUCAUCGGGGUCAGCUUGGCCUUUGCACUGCGCCCUUGCCAGCUUUCCUACCGCCAGAUCAAGUACUUCUCCUUCCCCGGGGAGCUGCUCAUGAGAAUGCUACAGAUGCUGGUGCUGCCGCUCAUCGUGUCCAGCCUGGUCACAGGCAUGGCAUCUUUGGAUAACAAGGCGACCGGGCGUAUGGGCAUGCGGGCAGCCGUCUACUACAUGGUGACCACGAUCAUCGCCGUCUUCAUUGGCAUCCUUAUGGUCACCAUCAUCCACCCGGGGAAGGGUUCCAAGGAGGGCCUGCACCGUGCGGGCCGUAUCGAGACCAUCCCCACUGCUGACGCCUUCAUGGACCUGGUCAGAAAUAUGUUUCCACCCAACCUUGUGGAGGCCUGCUUCAAACAGUUCAAGACCCAGUACAGCACAAGGCUGGUCACCAGGACGGUGGUGCGCCCCAACAACGGGUCUGAGCCCGGUGCCUCCCCGGAGAAUGGAACCAGCCUCUUGGAGAAUGUCACUCGGGCCUUGGGCAGCCUCCAGGAGGUGCUGAGCUUCGAGGAGGUGGUCCCCGUGCCUGGCUCCGCCAACGGCAUCAACGCACUGGGCCUCGUGGUCUUCUCUGUGGCCUUCGGGCUGGUCAUUGGCGGCAUGAAGCACAAAGGCCGGGUCCUGCGGGACUUCUUCGACAGCCUCAACGAGGCCAUCAUGAGGCUGGUGGGCAUCAUCAUCUGGUAUGCGCCAGUGGGCAUCCUGUUCCUGAUCGCGGGCAAGAUCCUGGAGAUGGAGGACAUGGCCGUCCUGGGUGGCCAGCUGGGCAUGUACACGCUGACCGUCAUAGUGGGCCUUCUGCUCCACGCUGGUGGGGUCCUGCCCCUCAUUUACUUCCUCAUCACCCACCGGAACCCCUUCCCUUUCAUUGGAGGCAUGCUGCAGGCCCUCAUCACUGCCAUGGGCACGUCUUCCAGUUCUGCAACUCUGCCCAUCACCUUCCGCUGCCUGGAAGAGGGCCUGGGCGUGGACCGCCGCAUCACCAGGUUCGUGCUGCCAGUGGGGGCCACCAUCAACAUGGACGGCACCGCCCUGUACGAGGCCUUGGCCGCCAUCUUUAUCGCCCAAGUGAACAACUAUGAGCUGAACUUGGGCCAGAUCACAACCAUCAGCAUCACGGCAACAGCAGCCAGCGUUGGGGCAGCGGGUAUCCCGCAGGCCGGGCUGGUCACCAUGGUCAUCGUGCUCACUUCGGUCGGGCUUCCCACAGAGGACAUCACGCUCAUCAUCGCUGUGGACUGGUUCCUUGACCGCUUGCGGACAAUGACCAAUGUCUUGGGGGACUCCAUCGGAGCUGCCGUCAUCGAACACUUGUCUCAACAAGAGCUUGACCUUCAGGAAGCCGAGCUUACGCUCCCCAGCCUGGGGAAGCCCUACAAGUCCCUCAUGGCCCCUGAGAAGGUGUCGUCUCGGGGGCGUGGAGGCAGCGAGAGUGCCCUGUGAUUCCAGAAAGAGGGCUGGGGCAAACUGGGGUACCUGGCCAUGAGCAGACACAUCUUGCCUUGAUGUUUGGGGGUGACCAAGAUAAAGGUGCAAGAACCAG